Saxophila tyrrhenica is the source of this 2466-nucleotide messenger RNA. RefSeq lists its product as uncharacterized. Gene Ontology annotation, biological process: monoatomic cation transport. Lineage: Eukaryota; Fungi; Ascomycota; Dothideomycetes; Mycosphaerellales; Extremaceae. The record is from RefSeq and is a predicted model, not a curated record. Gene Ontology annotation, molecular function: ATP hydrolysis activity; ATPase-coupled monoatomic cation transmembrane transporter activity; metal ion binding. The coding region runs from base 1 to 2466 and encodes 821 amino acids. Gene Ontology annotation, cellular component: membrane. The transcript has a single exon.
AUGAAUGAAAGUGCUGCGUUUGACGUCGAAAAGGGCGCCUUGACUCUCAACCAUGUCUCCUUGUCUGUAGAGGGGAUGACUUGCGUCGGCUGCGAGACGAAGCUGUCCAGAGCGUUGAACGACAUCUCUGGGAUCCGCAACCUCCAGACCAGCCUCGUCCUGUCCAAAGCAGAGUUUGACCUUGACGACAAGGCAGGUCCAGUCAAUGAGAUCAUUCGAGCCGUCGAGACUUCGACAGGCUUUUCUUGCAAGCGACUGAACGCCUCCGGACAGGAGCUGGACGUUCUCGUGACUGGAGACGCGAAAGCAUUCGCUGAGCGUAAAUAUCCAGACGGAGUCACCCAAAUCACCGCCAUCGACAAGCAUACCGUUCGCAUUGCAUUCGACCCGAUUGCCGUCGGUGCGAGAGACGUAAUUAACGAUGUGUUUGGGGAGUCAUUGGAGCUCGCUCCUCGAAGGGCGCCUGCGGACCUGGACAGUGGGAGAAAGCACGUCCGAUACACUGCAUGGGUGACAUUAGCCUCCGCUAUCUUGACUAUACCCGUCCUUGUAAUAGCCUGGGCUCCGCUGCCAUCUCAUCCUCUCGCUUACGGGUCUGCGUCACUGACACUGGCGACAAUGGUGCAAUUUCUGAUCGCAGGCCAAUUUUAUGUUAGUGCAUUCAGAGCACUCAUAUUCACCCGGAUCAUUGAGAUGGACGUCCUCAUCGUGCUCAGCACAUCAACUGCUUACAUCUUCUCGGUAGUGGCAUUUUCUUACCAGGUCAUGGGACGGCCUUUGAAGAUCGGCGAGUUCUUCGAGACGAGUACCUUACUUGUCACGUUGAUUAUGCUGGGGCGGCUAGUCAGCGCCUUUGCAAGACAAAAGGCGGUGGAAUCUGUCUCCUUCCGGUCACUGCAGGACCACACGACUGUUUUAUGCGACUCGGAGGGCCGCAACGACCAAGACAUUGAUGCCCGCCUGCUCCAGCACGGCGACAUUUUCAAAGUGGCGCCCGACUCCCGAGUCACCACGGAUGGCUUUGUUGUCAUGGGUACGACGGAAAUCGACGAGUCCAUGAUGACGGGAGAGCCGCUUCCCAUCGAGAAACGCCCCGGCUCACAGGUCGUCGCAGGCUCUCUCAACGGCUCUGGAGUGAUUGUCGCCCGUCUCACACAAGUCCCGGCGCAGAACACCAUCAGCACGAUCGCAUCAAUGGUGGAUGAAGCCAAGUUUCAGAAGCCGAAGACGCAGGAGCUGGUCGAUGUCGUGGCGAGCUAUUUCGUGCCCGUAGUCCUCGCCCUUACCAUCAUAGCGUUCGCUGUCUGGAUAGCCGUCGGUGUCGCUGUGCGGCAACAGGAUGCCGGGACUGCUGCUGUGACUGCGAUUACUUACGCGGUCUCCGUACUGAUCGUAUCGUGCCCUUGCGCGAUCGGGCUGUGCAUUCCCAUGGUUGUGGUCAUUGCUGGUGGUGUAGCAGCAAAGCAUGGAGUCAUUAUCAAGUCGGCUCUCGCUCUCGAAAGCGCACCCAAAGUCUCCCAUAUCGUCUUCGACAAGACCGGCACGCUCACUGAAGGUCAUCUCACUGUGGUCGAGGGAAUCGUCCUGGCGAGAGACGAAUCGGCACAGUCCGUCAUGUUUGCUUUGACAGCGAACAGCAAGCAUCCCGUAUCGGCGGCGAUAUCGUCCUAUCUGACUGCGAAGAGCGUCAAGGCCGCGUCACUGGAAGAUGUGCGAUCGGUAACGGCCAGCGGGAUGGAGGGAACUCUCGAUGGUAGCGCUGUCCGUUGCGGCAAUACACGCUGGCUUUCGCUCGAAAGUCUGCCCGAGGCUCAAAUGCUUCUCAACAAGGGAUUGACGGUGGUCGGCCUUAUUAUUAACGGCGAGCCAGCGGCGGUCUACGGGCUUUCCGACAGCGUACGCUCUGAAACCGAAUUCGUGCUGGCCGAGCUGAGAAAGCGUGGAAUAGACAUCUCAAUCGUCAGUGGAGACGACGCUGGUGCUACGAAUUCGUUGGCGGCCGAGCUGGAGAUCCCGUCAAGCCACGUCAGGUCUCGAUGCACACCCGCCGACAAACAGCAGUACCUCAAGAAUCUUUCCGCGGAGCGACCCGGAACCAUUGUCUUCUGCGGUGAUGGCACCAAUGAUGCUGUCGCUUUAGCUCAAGCUGACAUCGGCGUGCACGUGAGCAGCGGCAGCGAGGUAGCCCAGACCGCCGCGGAUGUCAUUCUCGUUCGCCCAGCUUUGACGGGCAUCCUCGUGCUCCUGGACCUCUCCCAUGCAGCAAUGCGGCGAGUAUACAUCAACUUCGCAUGGUCCUUCGUCUACAACCUCUUUGCCAUCUUGUUGGCCGCCGGCGCCUUUGUACGCGCGCGCAUCCCGCCGCAGUACGCUGGACUCGGGGAGAUUGUUAGUGUGCUGCCGGUAAUCUUGGUGGCGCUGCAGUUGCGGUGGUUCAAGCGCGAGUACGCCAGUCGGAGAGGGUGA